CAAGUGCGUGCCUUUCAUCACUGCCCGAAGCUAGCGCGCCUCCCCACGCUCUCACGUUUAAUCGACCUCGAGUUGUCCGUGUCUCUGCCAGGUAGUGAUGGAGGAGAGCAUGGGAGCCAACUACGACGGUGUUUUUUUUAUAAUAUUUUUGAAAUCCCUGCUUCAGUUGCUUGUCUGCCUCUGUCGUCCCUAAAUCCCAAACAGACCAUUAGGGUGUGUUCUUCGUACCCUUUUCUCUGCGCUAUAGGGGAAGAAAUUGGUUGGAAGAUGAGAUCUUCGCGCCUCCUUGCUAUGAUUCUGGUGGCUGGGGCUUUGUUUGCAUUCCUCUUCUUCACGACUAUGGUUUUCAAUGCCGCAGGUCUGACAUUGACCAAUGGAACUGUAAUAGUUAUCCCUGCGCAUGGUAGAAGUACCAUGACCGUCUUCAGAAACAGGAAACACAAGGUUAACAGAUACCUCACCAUCAAUAUCAGAAAUGAUAGAGAUCUAGCAAGCAUCAACAAAGCUGAUUAUCGUGGUACACCUCUAAGUUCAAGAGCAACCAUUGAUCAUGGUCCAAUUGAACAUGGAACUCCUCUUAUGCCAUACAACCCAAGAUCUGUGCCGCCUCCACAACCCUUCCACCCUAAGAAUGGAUCCCCAUGAACAAACUGUUGCUCCUUGCACUAAUCUUGUCUAAAUGUGUAAUCUGAACUUGCUGGGUCUUAGUUUUUCUCAAGUUAGGACAAACCACGCCCAAAAUGCUAGUGGAGUAGACUAAUUCGCAGAUUUGUAAUAAUAUCUUUAAAAUUGCAAGUGCCUAUGCUGGACAUCGACGGCCAUGUUAAACUUUGCUUUGUAUAACUAGUUCCCUACGCUAAUUACAAA
Zingiber officinale is the source of this 867-nucleotide messenger RNA. RefSeq lists its product as uncharacterized. The record is from RefSeq and is a predicted model, not a curated record. NCBI's taxonomy places the organism in Eukaryota, Viridiplantae, Streptophyta, Magnoliopsida, Zingiberales, Zingiberaceae. The transcript is spliced from 3 exons. Bases 268 to 645 code for a protein of 125 amino acids.